AUGUUCCAGCAGUACCCACAAAGACAACUCUUUAUAAGGGGAAUAAGGCCGAUAUAUUCUCAUUAUUCUUCUCAAUUGACAACGAGUCGAAAUAAUCACAUAAUAUUGUCCCGAUCCUUGACAACGUCAACUGAUGAUUCCACCCUGUAUCUGAAUCCUGCUAAAUGGAUAAAUUUACCACCAAAACGGAUCUUACAAUUAUAUAAAGAACGUGUCGGGCGCCUGGCACAUAAUUAUAAGCCAUGUAAAGAAGAAUUGAACGCAUUAUUAACCACUUCAGAAUUCACAGAGACACCUAAAAGGGAAAUAGAGCGCAUAUAUCAUGAGACCAACCUCCCGGAAUCGAAAAAGGAUACCACAGCAUCAUCAUUAACCAAAUCUGAUUGGAAAUAUGCAUUUAGACCCUAUGCGUUUGAUGAACUACCAUCAGCAUCACUUGAUCUAGUGGAACAAUAUCGUGAACAAAGAUUUUAUAAUAGAUUGACUGCUUUCGAAUUACCAUUAUUAGUUAAAUAUAGACAACCGUAUAAAAGACCUGACCUUACUAAGAAUCCAAUUAUUUAUAAAUAUACUUCAUACAUUGGUGAAGAAAAUCAUCCACAUUCAAGGAAAGUUGUAUUAAGUUGUAAAUGUAAGGAGUUGCCAUUGAAUGAGAAGCAAUUACAUAAAUUCAAAUUGUUGGCAAAGACAAGGUAUGAUCAUAUUACAGAUAUUUUCAAAAUGUCUACAGAUAGAUUUUCCGAGGCAACACAAAAUUCUAGAUAUUUACAUGAUAUCUUUCAAAGAUUAUUGAAUGAAUCAAAAGAUUUAUCAAAGGAUGAUUUUAGUGAUGUUCCUUUGGAUACGAGACAUACUAUUGCGAAGAAUUUAAGGAAGAAGAGAAGACAUGCUUAUAAGUUUCCUAAAGAAUGGGAACGUCCGCAAGAUGCUCCUCCUAAAAUGAUACCAUUAAUGAAAGAAUUACAAAAGGAGUUAAAUGGACAGCAAAGCGAAAGGAACGAUUAA
This is a messenger RNA of Naumovozyma dairenensis CBS 421, 1005 nucleotides long. RefSeq names its product mitochondrial 37S ribosomal protein mS35 (gene RSM24). Bases 1 to 1005 code for a protein of 334 amino acids. The transcript has a single exon. NCBI's taxonomy places the organism in Eukaryota, Fungi, Ascomycota, Saccharomycetes, Saccharomycetales, Saccharomycetaceae. The record is from RefSeq and is a predicted model, not a curated record. Gene Ontology annotation, biological process: mitochondrial translation. Gene Ontology annotation, cellular component: mitochondrial small ribosomal subunit. Gene Ontology annotation, molecular function: structural constituent of ribosome.